Molecule: messenger RNA, 378 nt
Organism: Entamoeba dispar SAW760
Lineage: Eukaryota; Evosea; Mastigamoebida; Endamoebidae
Exons: 1
Coding region: 1-378 (125 amino acids)
Source: RefSeq, a predicted model, not a curated record
AUGGAUACUAAUAAAGUGUUUGUAUUUGAUAAAGGGAAAUUAGUAGAAAAUGAUUCUCCUUCUCAUUUAAUUGAUAACGAAAAUACUAUCUUUAAUCAUCUUGUCCAACAAUCAGGUUGUGCUGAUGAACUAAAGAGAGUUGCUAAGAAAAAGAUUGUCAUGUGUACUUCUGCUUUAUCAUCAACUAAAUCACCUCUUCAAACUGAUUUAAAUCCUGAUUUAGAAAUUAAUCUUGCUGAUACAUCUAAUAGAGCUACUCCAAUCCAAUUUGAAGUGAUGAGUGAUAGAGUUGCUUCUAAUCGUCAUCUUCUUUCUCCUGUUGUUAUAAAUUCGAUUCCUGAUACUUCUUCUCCAUCUGAAUCUUCUUUAUCUAAUUAA